Molecule: messenger RNA, 1642 nt
Organism: Culex quinquefasciatus (southern house mosquito)
Lineage: Eukaryota; Metazoa; Arthropoda; Insecta; Diptera; Culicidae
Exons: 2
Coding region: 1-1632 (543 amino acids)
Molecular function (GO): protein binding
Source: RefSeq, a predicted model, not a curated record
AUGGUAUCUACGCCGGAGGCCCACACCGUUACCUGCAACGGGCCCUGCGGACGGACCGUCCCGCCGUCAAGCGCCUCCACUUCCGGCCUCAUCCUAAUCAGCGGUUCCGAUCUGCGCUACUGGUUCUAUGACCAGUGCCAGCUGAAGCUUUGUCCCAUGAACUGGAAGCGUUGCGGCGGUCCGGAUGUUCCUGGAGGAACGCGGAAGGUGAUCAAGGUGUCGGAAGAACACUUUGAUCCUUCGGUGCUGUCACCGGAGAUGUGGACCGGGAUCUUUUCGGAACUGUCCCCUCGUCAGCUGCUGCAGGUUCGACUGGUGUGUCGCCACUGGAGGGACAUCGUGGACGGAAGUGGUUCAUUGAAGGACAAGCUGACUGUCGUAUUCACGAAAAGGGUUACCAUUGAUCAAGACUACAAACCGGCCCAUCUGCUUCCGGUUCAUCGAGCUAACUUCGAGUCUAGCAAAAUUGCCUCUGUUGGCUCGUGGUGGCCACCGUUUGGACACAAUCUUGUUGAAGUUUCCUUCAGCAGCUGCAAAGUGUCCCUACCGAAUUUGCUGGAAAUGCUUAAACACGCGCCAAAUCUUCAAGUCAUUGAGCUGCUCUAUUACGAUGAAACCAGUGAAUGUCCCGAUCCGGCGAACUUUCGGCUUGACAAGGUUGAGAAGCUCACGCUUGAUGGACGCAAUAUUACACAGCUGUCGGAAGUCUUUCUCGAUGUUUGCCGCAACCUGAAAUCCCUGCGGCUCACCUGGAACUUUUACGGAAACCACGACGAUUGCGUCAAGCCGUUGGAAAUGGCUAAAUUUGUCGGCGACCUGCGCAACACUUUGGAGGAACUUUACAUUAACUCUUCGGAUGAAAUCGUUACCGAACUGCUCAAACUUGAUGGCCUAAAGUUGAAGAAAGUGGCGCUGCUGGAUGAUCCGGUGGAUUACAAACUGCUUGUUCAACUUUACCAAAAGUAUCCAGCUUUGGAGUAUCUUGAUAUUCAUGAAGUCGUUGAUUUGGGAUUUAUCGUAGAAAAGAUUCGCAACGAAAUGGUUCAUAUGCUGCCCAAUUUGAAGCAUUUAUCAAUCAAUGUGGGUCCGUACUUCGGCGCGGAUCUUACGUGUCUGUCCAACUUUACCAAGCUUCAAAGCCUCGCGCUUUAUGGCUACCAAGAGCAGAACAUAAGUGCCUACGAGUUCGAUUUUCCGGACGGUGGAAUGCCCAAUCUGAAGGAACUAUACCUGGAGGGUAUUUACUUUCCUUACAACCGUCUCCAGCAGUUCCUUGCCAAGACGCCGAACGUGCACACCUUAAUCAUCGAAUACGAAAACCUCUUCGACACCUGGUCGGACUUUCUGACGGCUAUCGGAACGCUCAAGCUGCUGCGGAAGCUGUCCAUAGACAUGAUCACCUUCAAGAAGUCAACCCGUUGCCCGUUCCAGUGUCUGCCAACUCUGAACAUUCUAAACAUGAAUCUGGGCACAAUGCCGCACUCUCUAGCGAACAUGGUUCUGGGCCUGUGCCCACACCUGCGGGACUUUCACGCAAACUCAAUUUCCAACUCGAAGAGCACGAUCAACGACGAAGUGCUGCGUGUCAUCCUUAAUCAGCUGUGCAAAGUUAAGCUGGAGCACGCCAAGUAGGGAAAUUUUG